UCCAUCUUCCUUCUUCUCAACAUUCCUCUCUCUGUCUCCAAGAUGCGAUACUAACCGGCGCUGGUCGUAGCUGCUGCUAAAUUGAUGCGAUUGUUCUUAUUUAGUCAAUCCCUGUACAAAAGAUUUCGUUUUUUAGCUUAAUAUUCAAGCUUAUCUCAUUUCAUACAAAUGAAAGAUUGAAACGUUAUAUACCUUUUUCAGUUAAUGGACCAAUCUUUGUUAACUUCAGCUGAAAAUUCUUGAUCUUUUCUUGUUCAUAUAACUGUUUGUGUGUGUGUAUAUAUAUAUAUAUGAAUGUUGGGUAUACACAAUGAUAACUGAAAGUUAUUCUAAGAUGAGGUCGGACAGUGGUGUCCGAUCGCCAUUUCAAACUGAUUAUGGGUAUGGGGACGAGUUGGGUUUGUUGUUACAGGGAAGACAAGGUGAGAUUAGUGAUAGAGAAAGAGAUAUGAAUCUGUAUCGGAGUGGUUCAGCACCGCCAACUGUGGAAGGUUCUUUGACUGCUGUCGGAGGACUGUUUGGUCAUGGCGGCGCUGUUGAUUUUGGUGGUUUGUCUGAGGAGGAAAUGAGGUCUGAUCCUUCUUAUAUUGCGUAUUACUACUCGAACGUGAAUCUAAACCCUAGGCUUCCUCCUCCGUUGUUGUCGAAGGAGGAUUGGAGGUUUGCACAACGACUGCAGGGGAGUAAUGGAGGAAGCUCGGGUCUUGGGGGGAUUGGUGAUAGGAGGAAGGUGAAUAGAGAGGGUGAGGAUGUGGGUAAUGAUAGGUCUCUUUUCUCUCUUCAACCUGAGUUUAAUGGAAGUAAAGAGGAGAGUGCUGCUGAAUGGGGUGGUAAUGGACUCAUUGGACUGCCUAGUUUGGGACUUGGGAGUCGUCAGAAAAGCAUAGCUGAGAUCUUUCAGGACGAUCUUAUCCACUCAUCAUCUGUUUCCAGAAAUCCCUCUCGUUCUGCCAGCCGUAAUGCGUUGAAUGACAUUGCUGAAUCGUCUGAAUCCCAUUUUGCCAAACUGCAUCAUGAACUGGCAUCAAUAGAGGCCUCGGGCUCUUCUGGCAGGCCAAUGGUUCAGAAUACUGUUGGUGGAUCUGUGGCUCAUACCUAUGCUUCUGCAUUAAGCAAUUCCUUGUCAAGAAGCGCAUCUCCUGACCCUCAUUUUGUAGCCAGGGCUUCAAGCCAACAUAUUACACCUGUAGGAAGAAUUAGUUCUACGGAUAAAAGAAAUCUUCAUAGUCCAAACUCAUUUAAGGGCAUGACACAUUCUAUGGAGGAAUCAGCUCACCUUGUGACCGCUAUGUCUGGAUUGACUGUAACAGGUAAUGGAGUGCCGGAUAAAGCAAACCAUAUCCAGUCUUUGAUUCGAGAGGAGACUAAUGAUCAUCAGAACCUUCAUUACAUGAAAGUGGAUCAGAACCAUGCCAAACAAUAUCUACAUUCAGAAACCUUGGAAUCUCCACAAUUUCAUCCAAAUGCUAGUUUGCAGUCUACAAAAUCGUUGUAUUCAAAUUCUGGUAAAAUAGAUUCAACUAGAAUGGAUAUGCAUGGGCAAUUUGAACUUCACAGUCCUUCUGUUUCCUCUGGAAACACCUAUCUGCAAGGUUCCUCUAACUGGGCCCACAACAAUGCAGUAAAUUCCCCUAACGCUCAUCAGAAUAAGGAUGGCCUGAAUCCGUCAUUGUCAAACUAUAGUUUGAAUGGGUAUAUUCUAAAUCCUGCAUCACCUUCUCUUAUUGGAAACCAAGGCAGUAGUCUGCCUCCUUUAUUUGAAAGUGCUGCUGUGGCCUCAGCCAUGGGUCUCUCUGGCAUGGGUUCUAGAUCUUUUGGCAGUAAUCUAGCCUUAGAUCCCAAUUUUCUCUCUGCAGCCUCAGAAGUACAAAAUCGUAGUAGAGUUGGGAGUCAAAAUGCUACUUAUCCAAUGCCCCAUGUAGAUCCCAUGUAUCUUCAAUAUAUGAUGAAUGAUCCGACGAUGGAUACCAAUGCAUAUAAUACAGACUUGAUGGGUAUUCAGAGAGCUUAUUAUAACUCAUUGCUUUCACCUCCAAAGUCUCAAUAUAAUCCAACAUAUAUUAAUUCUGGCAACCAUAAUUACUAUGGAAGCCCAACAUUCAGCCUUGGUAUGCCAAAUCUAGGAAGUCCAUUGGCUGGCCCCCUUCUCCCAAACUCGUCUAUUGGAUCAGGGAAUGCAGUCAAGUAUGGUGAAAGGAGCUUGCGCUUUCCUUCUGGAGCAAGGAACCUUGCUGGAGGUGCCUUGGGAACCUGGCGCUCAGAUGGGUGUGGUAAUUUGGAUGAGCUCUAUGCUUCAUCAUUACUAGACGACUUUAAGAGCAACAAAACUAAAUGCUUUGAGCUUUCAGAAAUUGCUGGUCAUGUUGUUGAAUUUAGUGUGGAUCAGUAUGGUAGUCGGUUUAUUCAGCAGAAGCUUGAAACUGCCACAUUGGAUGAGAAAAACAUGGUUUUCCACGAAAUUAUGCCUCAAUCUCUUUCACUAAUGACAGAUGUGUUUGGAAAUUACGUUAUUCAAAAGUUUUUUGAACAUGGAACACCAUCUCAAAUAAGAGAACUUGCUGACGAGCUUACUGGGCAUGUUUUAACUCUGAGCCUUCAAAUGUAUGGCUGCCGUGUUAUUCAGAAGGCUAUAGAAGUUGUUGAUUUGGAUCAGCAAACUAAAUUGGUUAAUGAGCUUGAUGGCCAUGUCAUGCGAUGUGUUCGUGAUCAGAAUGGAAACCAUGUUGUCCAGAAGUGUAUUGAAUGCAUACCUCAGGAAGCUAUUCAUUUUAUUAUAUCUGUAUUUUAUGAUCAAGUUGUUACGUUGUCCAUGCAUCCUUAUGGUUGUCGUGUGAUACAGAGAGUUUUGGAGCACUGUACAGAUUUUAAAACCCAACGGAUAAUGAUGGAGGAGGUCUUGAAAUCUGUUUGCAUGUUGGCACAAGAUCAGUAUGGGAAUUAUGUGGUUCAGCAUGUAAUGGAACACGGAAAGCCUGAGGAGCGAACUGCAAUAAUUAACAAACUAACUGGGCAAAUAGUUCAAAUGAGUCAGCAAAAAUUUGCCUCCAAUGUUGUGGAAAAGUGCUUGACUUUUGGAACCCCGGAAGAGCGUCAGCUCCUUGUGGAUGAAAUGCUUGGAUCUACGGAUGAAAGUGAACCUCUACAGGUAAUGAUGAAGGAUCAGUUUGCAAACUAUGUUGUACAGAAAGUGUUGGAAACUUGUGAUGAUGAACAACUUGGACUGAUCCUUAAUAAAAUAAAGAUGCAUCUAACUGCUCUAAAGAAAUAUACUUAUGGAAAACACAUAGUUGCUCGUGUAGAAAAACUUGUCGCAGCUGGAGAAAAAAGGAUCAGUGUUCUAUCUUCUUCGUCUUCUUCAUACCCUGGAUAGAAGUGAGUCAGUGUAGGGAGAAAAGAAGUGUAUUGUACAGCUAACGGAGGCUGCUGGGUGAUGCUAGUUAUGUGAAUGGUGGGUCUGAAAAUAAAGUUGAAAAAAGUGUUUGGUUGGUUGAUGUAGGUAAAAGUUUAUUUAUAGAUUUGCUUAAUAUUAGUUGUGGUAUAAUUAGAAAACUUGCAGGCUGGUGAAGGGACACGAGUGUUUUAUUGUCUGUCUAUCUUGUCUGUUUAGAUCACAUGUUUGUUUAGUGGAUCAUGUUCAUUUCUUUCAGUCAAGACUGUAUAGUAGAACAUCAACAUCAACAACAACAAGUUAUGUAAGGAGGUGGAGAAGAAGAUAUGAGCUUUUUCUGUUGUAUGGAUAAUUUUUGGUUUAUUUAAAUGACUUUUACUUAAUCUAA
Messenger RNA from Impatiens glandulifera, 3776 nucleotides. Its product is annotated as pumilio homolog 1-like. The record is from RefSeq and is a predicted model, not a curated record. Gene Ontology annotation, cellular component: cytoplasm. Bases 311 to 3370 code for a protein of 1019 amino acids. Gene Ontology annotation, molecular function: mRNA binding. NCBI's taxonomy places the organism in Eukaryota, Viridiplantae, Streptophyta, Magnoliopsida, Ericales, Balsaminaceae. Gene Ontology annotation, biological process: post-transcriptional regulation of gene expression. The transcript has 9 exons.